GUACAAUCAGAUGAUCGUACAUGCCAAAAUACCUUACUUUCCCUGGGAACCUGAGGUUUGAAAAUCUCCUAAACUUAGCAAUUGAGCGCCGCGACCCGGGUAAAAUGCGAAUUGUAUCGAUGUAUUCAUACUUCCCAGAACAGAAGAAGAUGACACUAUCGUUUUCUCGUGUUGUCGCGGUGACUCGGCAUUGCAUUGCCGCAGCACGACAAAUCAGUGCACUAGAAAACGACCGACGAUGUUGGGAGAGAAAAGGUAAGAUAGGAAAAAUCGACGAUAUGCCGGCUUCUCUAUCGAGACGUAGCAAUACAGGACAAAUUAUUAUCAGAGCCUGCCCUUUUCGGAGUCGAUACAUUUCCUUGUUUUCGAUUGCUCCACUUGCUGGAUUUUGGAUCGUGUCCUUCCUUAUCGCACAGUGAGAUCUUUGCACAUGUUUCCAAGUGUUAUCAUGGGUGGUAGAGGGCAGUGCAUCAUGGCAAUGCUCGUCCUCUUGCUUCCCUUUGCCCGCGCAAACAGAACUUCUCUGAGUCGAAUGGGUGUUGUUGGAUUG
Periconia digitata is the source of this 550-nucleotide messenger RNA. The record is from the annotation of a GenBank genome assembly. NCBI's taxonomy places the organism in Eukaryota, Fungi, Ascomycota, Dothideomycetes, Pleosporales, Periconiaceae.